AUGGCGCAACCAGGUCCCAUCACUGACUUGACACAGAGACUCUUUACCGAAUUGAAGUCUAAGAAUGAGGAGACCCGAAAACGAGCUGCUUAUGAGCUCUAUGAGAACGUUCUAUCAGUAUCCAGAGACUCCACUGCCGAGAAGUUCGUGGAAUUCUACAACGCCGUCAGCCAGCGGAUUGCCCAGCUCGUAGUAACUGGCAACGAUGCGAACGAGCGAAUUGGUGGUCUAUUGGCCCUUGAUCGACUCAUCGAUUUCGAUGGUGUAGAUGCCGCACAGAAAACAACUAGAUUCGCCAGCUAUCUGCGGAGUGCCCUCCGAAGCAAUGAUAAUGCGGUGUUGGUGUAUGCUGCCCGAUCGCUGGGUCGACUGGCCAAGCCGGGCGGGGCCUUGACAGCCGAGCUUGUAGAGAGUGAGAUUCAGUCGGCAUUGGAAUGGCUACAAUCAGAACGUCAAGAAAGCCGACGGUUCGCCGCCGUGCUCGUGAUUCGGGAGCUGGCAAAGGGCUCACCCACUCUCCUCUACGGGUUUGUGCCCCAAAUAUUUGAACUUAUCUGGGUUGCCCUUCGCGAUCCCAAGGUCCUUAUCCGAGAGAAGGCAGCACAAGCUGUGAGUGAGUGCUUUGAAAUUAUCGUCGCUCGAGACUCACAGGUCCGCCAAUCAUGGUUCGCAAGAAUCUACGAAGAGGCAUUGCUGGGCCUCAAAUCUCACAAUGUCGACUGUAUCCAUGGAUCCCUUUUGAUUCUUCAAGAGUUGAUCCUGAAAGGCACCAUGUUCAUGAAAGAACACUACCGGAAUGCCUGCGAAAUCAUCCUCCGCCUAAAGGAUCACCGCGAUCCUAAAAUUCGCAACCAAGUCGUCCUAACCAUCCCUAUACUAGCGUCAUACGCUCCCACUGAAUUUAUUGAGGUCUAUUUGCAUCGCUUCAUGAUAUAUCUCCAGGCCCAGCUCAAGCGCGAUAAAGAGCGAAAUUCAGCAUUCAUUGCCAUCGGUAAGAUUGCGAAUGCAGUCGGACCCGCGAUCGCUCAAUAUCUGGAUGGAAUCAUCAUAUAUAUUCGUGAGGGCCUUGCGAUGAAAUCAAGAAACCGAACAGGUGUCAUCGAGGGUCCUAUGUUUGAAUGUAUCAGCAUGCUUUCGCUGGCUGUGGGACAAACUCUCAGCAAGUACAUGGAGGCGUUACUCGACCCAAUAUUUGCCUGCGGCCUCAGUAAGUCAUUGACCCAAGCUUUGGUUGACAUGGCUCACUACAUCCCUCCCAUCAAACCCACAAUCCAAGAGAAGCUCCUUGACAUGCUGAGCAUCAUUCUCUGUGGAACACCAUUUCGCCCUCUUGGAUGCCCUGAAAAUCGCCUACCUCCCAUGCCAUCCUUCGCAAAGGACUUUUCACAACAGGAACUUCACUCCGAUGCCGAGAUUGCAUUGGCACUCCAUACUCUCGGAAGCUUCGACUUCUCUGGCCACAUUUUAAACGAAUUCGUGCGCGAUGUUGCCAUCAAUUACGUAGAAAAUGACAACCCUGAAAUUCGGAAAGCAUCGGCUCUCACAUGUUGCCAGCUAUUUGUCCACGAUCCUAUCAUCAACCAGACCAGCGGCCACUCUAUUCAGGUUGUGAGUGAAGUGAUUGACAAACUGUUGACAGUGAGUAUUGGUGACCCCGACCCAGAGAUUCGGAGCACGGUUCUAUGGUCAUUGGAUCGCAAAUUUGAUCGCCAUCUUGCACGCCCGGAGAACAUCCGAUGUUUGUUUCUGGCUGUCAAUGAUGAAGUUUUCGACGUCAAAGAAGCCGCCAUCUGCAUCAUUGGCCGUCUGUCGAGUGUCAACCCAGCUUAUGUGUUCCCUCCAUUGAGGAAACUUUUGGUCAAUUUGUUGACUGGACUCGGCUUCUCCAACACCGCGCGCCAAAAAGAGGAGACCGCACAGCUUAUCAGUCUUUUUGUUUCAAACGCAACUAAACUGAUUAGAUCCUAUGUGGACCCCAUGGUGACAGCAUUGCUUCCCAAAACAACAGAUGCCAACCCUGGCGUAGCAGCCGUCACUUUGAAAGCAGUUGGUGAACUUGCAAAUGUUGGUGGAGGAGAGAUGAGAAGGUAUCUACCACAGAUCAUGCCCAUUAUCUUGGAUUCUCUCCAAGAUCUCUCUUCUCACACCAAGCGGGAAGCCGCAUUGCGGACCCUCGGUCAAUUGGCUAGCAAUUCAGGUUAUGUCAUCGAGCCAUAUCUCGAAUAUCCUCAUCUGCUCGAUGUUCUCAUUAACAUCACCAAAACCGAACAAACUGGAACUUUACGAUCAGAGACCAUCAAGCUUAUCGGUGUUCUUGGUGCGUUGGACCCCUACAAGUACCAGCAGAUCAGCGAUGUGGAACCAGACGUCCAUCAUAUCAACGAAAUACAGAGUGUCUCCGAUGUUGCCUUGAUUAUGCAGGGUCUAACGCCAUCCAAUGAGGAGUAUUAUCCCACGGUAGUCAUCCAUACUUUGCUGCAAAAUAUCUUGAGAGAGAACUCUCUAGUCCAGUACCACUCGGCUGUCAUCGAUGCCAUUGUCACCAUAUUCAAAACCCUCGGCUUAAAGUGCGUUCCAUUCCUCGGGCAGAUCAUCCCCGGAUUCAUCCAAGUCAUCCGGACCUGCCCUCCGAGUCGCCUGGAAUCCUACUUCAACCAGAUGGCUAUUCUCGUCAAUGUCGUACGACAACAUAUUCGCGCAUACUUGCCAGAAAUUAUUGACGUCAUCCGUGAAUUUUGGGAAGUUUCAUACCAAGUUCAAGGAACUAUUCUCUCCCUGAUUGAGGCCAUCGCUAGGUCCUUGGAAGGAGAAUUCAGGAAGUACCUUGCUAGUCUGGUCCCCCUCAUGCUGGACACAAUGGAUAAGGACCAUACUACUCGUCGCCAGCCAUCGGAGAGAGUACUCCACGCAUUUCUAAUUUUCGGUUCGAGUGGCGAGGAGUACAUGCAUCUAAUCAUUCCUUCUAUUGUGAAUCUCUUCGAUCGACAGCAGAACCCUCAGGCCAUUCGCAAGUCUGGCAUCGAAAGUUUGACAAAGCUGUCUCGACAGGUGAACGUCUCCGACUUCGCAUCCCUCAUGGUUCAUUCGCUCUCACGGGUUGUAGCUAGCGGUGACCGUGUGUUGCGUCAAGCCGCCCUGGAGUGUAUCUGUGCUCUUAUCUUCCAAUUGGGACAAGAUUUUACGCAUUACAUUCAUCUUGUCAACAAGGUGUUGAAGCAUCACCAGAUUAGCCAUGUCAAUUACCAAAUACUGGUCUCGAAGCUUCAAAAGGGAGAGUCUUUGCCACAAGAUCUCAAUCCAGAGGAAAACUACGCUUUCCCCACGGAUGACAACAGUUUUGCAGAAGUUGGACAGAAGAAAAUGGUCGUGAACCAGCAACAUCUCAAAAAUGCAUGGGAUGCCUCGCAAAAGUCUACUCGUGAAGAUUGGCAAGAGUGGAUUCGUCGCUUCAGUGUUGAACUUUUGAAAGAGUCACCAUCUCCAGCAUUGCGCGCAUGUGCCAGUCUAGCUGGAAUCUACCAGCCUCUGUCAAGAGAUCUUUUCAAUGCCGCCUUUGUAUCAUGUUGGACUGAACUUUAUGACCAGUACCAGGAGGAGCUGGUCCGAUCGAUUGAAAAAGCGCUCACCUCCCCGAACAUAUCUCCAGAGAUCCUGCAAAUCCUACUCAACCUGGCUGAAUUCAUGGAGCACGAUGAUAAGGCUCUUCCAAUUGAUAUCCGCACCCUUGGCAAGUACGCUGCCAAGUGCCACGCUUUUGCCAAAGCUCUCCACUACAAAGAACUCGAGUUUGAGCAAGAUCAGAAUUCCGGUGCUGUCGAAGCAUUGAUAACAAUCAACAAUCAGCUUCAACAGUCGGAUGCUGCCAUUGGUAUCCUUCGCAAAGCUCAGGCAUAUCGCGAUGUGGAACUGAAGGAGACAUGGUUCGAAAAGCUUCAGCGAUGGGAUGAAGCCCUUGCUGCAUACAAAAGACGCGAGAAAACCGAUCCUGACUCGUUUGGUAUUACUAUGGGCAAGAUGCGUUGUCUCCAUGCUCUUGGAGAGUGGAAGGUUCUUUCGGAUCUCGCCCAGGAGAAAUGGAACCAAGCUUCCCUGGAGCACCGUAGAGCCAUUGCUCCACUCGCUGCUGCAGCCGCGUGGGGUCGCCGUCAAUGGGAGUUAAUGGACUCGUACCUCGGUGUUAUGAAGGAGCAGUCGCCAGACCGGUCUUUCUUUGGCGCUAUCCUUGCCAUUCACAGGAACCAGUUUGAUGAGGCGAAUAUGUACAUCGACAAAGCACGAAACGGACUCGACACGGAACUUUCGGCUCUCUUAGGAGAGUCAUACAACCGAGCCUACAACGUGGUUGUUCGUGUCCAGAUGCUUGCUGAGCUGGAAGAGAUUAUCACCUACAAACAGAACAUUGGUGAUCCCGAGAAGCAAGAGGCGAUGCGCCAGACCUGGAACCAGCGGUUGCUUGGAUGCCAGCAGAAUGUGGAGGUGUGGCAGCGCAUGCUCAAAGUCCGAGCUCUUGUGACUGCCCCUCGUGAGAAUCUAGACAUGUCUAUUAAAUUUGCCAAUCUUUGUCGCAAAUCUAAUCGCAUGGGUCUUGCGGAACGGUCUCUUGCUGCCCUCGAGACAGUGAUCACCGAUGCCAAUGGAACGCGCAGCUUUACGCCUCCUGAGGUCACCUAUGCGCGCCUGAAGUUUAGCUGGGCGAAUUGUCAUCAGACUGACGCUCUCGAGAUGCUGAAAGACUUUACUUCCGGAUUGAGUGACGAUCUGUCCAGAUACACCAGCCUCCAAGCUUCCCAGGCUGACCAUCAUGGUGUCAAUGGUCUCAAUGGAAUCAGUGACAACAGCCAGGCCGAUCUUUUGGGUCUGAGGCAACGAAUCAGCGAUGUCGGAAAAUUCAAGAAACUUCUUUCCAAGAGCUAUCUCAGACAAGGAGAAUGGCAAACUGCUGUUCAGAAGGGCGAUUGGAGACCAGAGAAUGUCCGUGAGGUUCUCAACGCAUACUCGGCGGCCACUCAAUACAACCGUGAUUCGUAUAAAGCCUGGCAUGCCUGGGCACUUGCAAACUUUGAGGUGGUCACGACGAUUUCCAACCAAGCAAACCGGGAGAACAAUUCAACUCCCAUCCCCGCCCACAUCGUCACUGAGCAUGUGAUUCCUGCCAUCCGUGGUUUCCUGCAUUCAAUUUCCCUGUCAUCAACCUCUGCACUACAGGACACUCUGAGAUUACUGACCUUAUGGUUUAAUCACGGUGGUGACCAUGAAGUCAAUACGGUCGUUACCGAAGGAUUCACGACCGUGAAUAUCGAUACUUGGCUCUCAGUGACACCUCAGCUCAUUGCGCGGAUCAAUCAGCCCAAUAUCAGAGUCCGUGGCUCAGUUCAUAGGUUACUUGCCGAGGUUGGCAAAGCGCAUCCUCAAGCUCUGGUUUAUCCAUUGACAGUGGCCAUGAAGUCGAAUGUGACUCGACGCUCUCAGUCUGCCACCAACAUCAUGGAGAGCAUGCGGCAACACAGUGCCAAACUAGUCGAACAGGCGGAUCUGGUGAGCCACGAAUUGAUCCGAGUUGCGGUGCUGUGGCAUGAGCUUUGGCAUGAAGGUCUUGAGGAGGCCUCCCGUCUUUACUUUGGUGAUCACAACGUGGAGGGGAUGUUUGCAACCCUGGCGCCUCUUCACGACAUGCUCGAUCAGGGGGCGGAGACUCUUCGUGAGGUAUCGUUUGCCCAGGCAUUCGGCCGGGAUCUUGCAGAGGCCAAGCACUACUGUAUGCUCUACCGUCAGAGCGAGGAGAUUGGUGAUCUGAACCAGGCCUGGGAUCUCUACUACACGGUAUUCCGAAAGAUUAGUCGACAACUUCCACAGCUGUCGAUUCUUGAUCUGAAGUAUGUCUCGCCUCGCCUCAAGGAAUGCUCAGACCUUGGCCUGGCUGUACCGGGAACAUACCAGAGUGGCCGGCCCAUCAUCUGUAUCAUGAGCUUCGAUCCAAUCUUGCACGUUCUGCAGACGAAGAAGCGGCCUCGAAGAAUGACACUCAAAGGCAACAACGGAUUAUCUUACAUGUACGCUCUCAAGGGUCAUGAGGAUAUUCGACAAGAUGAGAGAGUCAUGCAGCUCUUUGGUCUCUGCAACACUCUCCUUGAUAGCGAUGGCGAGAGCUUCAAGCGCCAUCUUUCUGUCCAACGCUUCCCGGCCAUCCCAUUGUCUCAGAGCUCUGGUCUGCUGGGAUGGGUGUGUAACAGUGAUACGUUGCACGCACUCAUUAAAGAGUAUCGUGAAAGCCGUCGCAUCCUACUCAAUAUUGAGCAUCGGAUCAUGCUUCAGAUGGCACCCGAUUACGACAGCCUCACUCUCAUGCAGAAGGUCGAAGUCUUUGGAUACGCUAUGGAUAACACUACCGGCAAGGAUUUGUACCGCGUCCUGUGGCUCAAGAGCAAGAGCUCCGAGGCCUGGCUGGAGCGGCGCACAAACUACACGCGUUCCCUGGGUGUCAUGUCGAUGGUCGGAUAUAUUCUCGGUCUGGGUGAUCGGCAUCCUUCGAACUUGUUGUUGGAUCGCGUUACUGGCAAAGUGGUCCACAUCGAUUUCGGUGACUGCUUCGAAGUUGCCAUGCACCGCGAGAAGUAUCCAGAAAGGGUUCCUUUCCGACUAACUCGUAUGUUGACAUUUGCCAUGGAAGUCAGUAACAUCGAAGGAAGCUACCGUAUCACCUGUGAGGCUGUUAUGCGUGUCCUCCGCGAAAACAAGGACUCUCUGAUGGCAGUUUUGGAAGCUUUCAUUCACGAUCCAUUGAUCAACUGGCGUCUUGGUGCCCACGAAUCCCCUGACCGAACAUCUCUUACUACUGAACGCCGCCAAUCAAUCAUUGAAGGCAUCAACUUUGAGAAUGGCGUACAGUCAAGCAACUUCUCUCGACACCGCCGACCUUCUAUUCUCGAAGGCGGAAUUCUUGAUACCCAAGAAGCUGUUCCGCCAGAGGCCCGUGAGGCGCAGAAUGCUCGCGCUCUGCAGGUUCUUGCCCGAGUCAAGGAAAAAUUGACCGGACGUGACUUCAAGCAUUACGAGGAGCUCAACAUCAGUGACCAGGUCGAUAAGCUUCUUGCACAGGCCACCAACGUGGAGAAUAUCUGUCAGCAUUGGAUCGGAUGGUGCAGCUUCUGGUAA
Penicillium taxi is the source of this 7152-nucleotide messenger RNA. It is a transcript of the gene tor, whose product is annotated as putative TOR pathway phosphatidylinositol 3-kinase TorA. Bases 1 to 7152 code for a protein of 2383 amino acids. The transcript has 3 exons. Gene Ontology annotation, molecular function: protein-containing complex binding; protein serine/threonine kinase activity; protein binding. Gene Ontology annotation, cellular component: TORC2 complex; nucleus; TORC1 complex. Lineage: Eukaryota; Fungi; Ascomycota; Eurotiomycetes; Eurotiales; Aspergillaceae. The record is from RefSeq and is a predicted model, not a curated record. Gene Ontology annotation, biological process: TOR signaling; protein phosphorylation; negative regulation of macroautophagy.